GGGACGCUCGGCCGGGCUUGAACACUUAACCGCCGCUGGGACUUUCUCCAACUUCUUCAGCUUCUUCCAAAAACCCGCUAUCGUCCCCCUGAAGCCCCCUUCUCUUCUCAGUCAUGUCCACGUCUUAACAGCGAACAACGUUUUUUGGAGCGCUGAUUUUGUUUAUGAAGCAGCGGAACUUCUCUUUCGAGAGGAUCCCGGAUUUCAGGAGCUCCGUCUGGAGGAGAUGGGAAUCGUGCUCGGGCAGCGAACAGGUUUCACAUGAUGGCCAAUCACUACUCGGCUGCGCGGAUUACACGUGAUUGUGGAUCGCGGUUGACCUGCCUGUCCGACUCUGAAGCGGACUGAAACUCCAGCUUCAGCGGAGCGACUCAGUCAGUUUGGCAACAGCGGAUCCAAACUUUCUGCAGAUCUCCUGCUUUAACCGACACUGGACUGGCUGGCGGUGCGGCGGAGCCCCGUGAGGCAGCACCGCGUUCAAAGAGAAGCUUAGUUUAGUGCUGAAGGAAGCACGCUGACUUUCCCGAUCCCUGUAUUUUGGAAUUACGAGCCCUUGGAAAUCUGCCGUGUUCGGAUACAAAUAAUACAGCUGGAAGGAGGAUCUACCUCGACAACCUGCUCCAUUCUGGAUUCCCUGGACGCCAAGUGGAUACGUACAGAGCCCCGAGGAGUGGAAUAAUGUGAAGUUGACACAGAGGAGUUUGAGUAGGACGACAGGAGAUUCAAGGCGAGGAGGGAGAGGUGCAGAACUUUGGCUGCCUGCGGUCUGCAGUCUGCAGCCUGGGCUGCCAGUAACUGCCGUUCUGGAGCUGAUCUGGAAGUCGUGAUUGAAGAAGUUCAUGCCAGUCUGCUGUGUUUAAGCCAAAGCGGAGCGGCUCCCCCGCUGCUGAGUGUUUGAAGGCUUGGAUCAAUGCACACUUCAGCAGAGUUUAUGCGCUCUUCUUCAUGCACUCUGUGCUUGGCCUCCCCUGUGAGCGAUACAGGCUAGCCAACGCUAAUUAUCGAUUAAUUAGCCUUGAUGGUUUAUUAUGCAUGUGAUAUGGAGUAAUAUCACCCUCCUGAAUCACAGUGCACGUUCCUCUUUACCUUGUAACAAUGCCCACUGCAUUUCCUGACCUCCUACAAGAGUUGUCUCAGCAGUUGCCUCUCUUUGCCUUUUCCAAGUUUCUGGACCAUGCAAGGCCAGAGCAGUAGACUUGGUCUUGAUUCUUAAAGGACGAAGCCAAGGCACCCACUUGCGAUCACCUCGCAAAGAGACCCCCCUCAGGAGAGCCGUGUGGAGCUUGCCGUUCGCCGUGUGGUCCGUGCAUUAUGCAGCCGGACCAAUGAGGGUCUCCGGGCGGCGGCUGGCCGGGCUGUGGCCGUGGCUGCUGGCGGCCGCCCUGCAGGCGGCGUUGGGCAACGCGGGCCUAGAGCUGGCGGCGGCCGUGGAGGCGGAGCGCUCGGCGCCCCGCGCCCUCAUCAAGGUCACAGUGCUGAAGCAGGAGCCCACGGCCAGGCCCAUCACCCUGGAGGGCGUGUUCGCCGGCAGCAGCGCCGGAUACGCCGAGGGCAAACUCAUGCAGUCUCAUCCAUUGUCUCUGUGUAACACCAGUGAGGAUGAGCGGCAGGAAAGCUUCUUCAUCAGCAUCGUUAAGCUGGAGAGUCCAGAGAGCAAAGUGCCACAGUGCCAGCCUCUGCUGGACAAGGCUCGGCUAGCUCUGCAGAGGGGGGCUCAGGCUGUCAUUUUUGACAUCAGCGAUGAUGCCGGCGCUGCUCAUGAGCUGCGUGACUCAGGCUCCCUCCCACGGCCGGUGGUGCUGGUCAAGGCGGCAGAUGCCGAGGAGCUGAUGGGACUGGUCAACAAGAACGAGGAGGCCAUGGUGAAGAUUGAGAUUAUGGUAGAGACGCCAAAAUGGCCUCACUAUGAUGUGGGGAUCAUGCUGACCGUUGUGGUGGCCGUGCUGGUCUUCAUCAUGUUCUUCGCCUUUCGCUCUCGCUGCAGGUCCAACAGAACCUGGGACUCAGUGCAUCAGCAGACCAUGCGGGCCAUCAGUAGGCUAGAGACACGGACAUACAGCUCUCAGGGCUGCUCUCAGCGCUCCCGUGGGGGUCGGGGCUCCAACAGUAGCUCCAACUCCACCCCCGUAUGUGCCAUCUGCCUUGAGGACUUCCUGGAUGGACAGGACCUGAGGAUCAUCUCAUGUGCACAUGAGUUCCACAAAGAGUGUGUCGACCCCUGGCUGCUGCAGCAUCGGACCUGCCCGCUCUGCAUGUACAACAUUAUGGGUACAGAGCUGCCCACUCGUCAGCCUCAGCGAGGCCGUCUGCAGUCGCCUCCAGAGCACAGCCAGGCCUUCCUGCACCACCACCCGCACCACUACCCAGCACCCCACUCUUACACCCAGCACCCCAUUCCGUUCUCCCUACGGUCCCCCUACCCACGUGGCCCAUCUGGGCCCUACCCCCAGCUUGGCCACUACAGUGGCUCUCCGCCCCUCCACCCUCGCAGCCUGCGCUGUCUGACAAGCAGGCCUCUGGGCGCUAGCUGCAGUUAUCACCUUGCUCCAGACGGCCACCGUGGUCGUCCUCACAGGACAUCUGGAGCCCACAGCUGCCGCGGCAUUGGACACCACUGCUCCGCCCCCCGCCGCACCUGUCAUCACUGCCCUUCCCCUGGCCGUGCACCUGGCAACCGGCCGCAUAACCCCACUAACCACCACCAUCACCACCAUGGUGGCCAUGGGGUUGGUGGCUCACAGAGUCGCCAGGACGACGGCAGCUGCUCGGGUGCAAGCUACCGCACGGAGCGCAGUGGCUACUUCCCUGACGGGCCGGCCAGUGACUCCAGCUCAGGCCCGUGCCAUGGCUCAUCCAGCGACUCUGUGCUCAACUGCACCGAUGUCAGCCUGCAGGGCGUUUAUGGCAGCCGCUCCACCUUCCGCAGCUCGCUCAGCAGCGAGUAUGACCCCUUCAUCUACUAUGGCCGGGACAGCUUAGAUGGCCCAAUAGCUGCUGCCAGGCCACGCUCGCUGGAUUCCGGGGUCAACCAGACAGGAAGUGGAGGAGGGUUCAGCCUUGAGGAACCUCAGCAGAAGGCUGUGUUCAGCCAUGUGCACUACCACAGACACAGACACCACUAUUACGACGAGGCUGAGCCGGGACAAGGGCCAGGCCGGGGCUCUGAUGAGGAGCAGGGUAGCGCAGGAGUGGCAGCAGGUGGCUCAGGUAGCGCUCCCACAGGUAAGGACUCACCGGGCAGCCAGGACUUGAGUUCUUACCCUUGCCACUGCCCCAAACCGGACACUUCAGAUAAGCUGAGCCCUGGCGGUAUGGAGGAUCGGGACUUAGGAUCUUCCUCCUCAGGACCCUCUGUGCUUGUCUCCAGCUCUGCCUUCCCCCCUCCUGCCUCAGCCUGCUGCCACCAGGGCCCAGGAAGGCCACACCGCCGGAAGACCAUCAGCCGCAGCCUGGAGGCUUCUGCGGGACCCUUCCCAGCUGUGCACUUCCAUCAGAACGUGGACCUUCAGGACGACUGUAGCAUCCAUAUCCACUAUGGACAGGGCGCAGGGGGCUACUGCUGCCCCCCGCCACCGGACUUGGGCGCUGCACUGCUGCCUGUGCCUCUCAUCCUGGACUCAGGUGGGCUGGGUGACUGGCCCUGCUGCGGCGGGGCGCAUAGGGUGUGGCAGAAGCGGGUCCAGCAGGCCCGCUCCGAGCCCCAACUGCUGGGCCCUAGCACUCCUCUGGACAGACCCCUGUGCAGGGCCCAUCACAGCCCUGGGCAUGAGCUGCCCACGGACAUCUGUCUCUACUGCCAAACUGUUCGCAAUAAUCAGGGAUCAGAGGAAGAGUCUGGUGUUUGAGAACUCUCUCCAUCCCCAAAACCUCACGCUGCUACACAAGAGCCGAAAUGGACAAAACUUAUCGGCCUCUCUCUCUCCUUCUUUCUUCUUUUCACUCACUUGUUCACAGUCUUCUGAAUAAUUCCACAUCACCAGUCAAGCUUCAUUUCCCAGCGUCCCUCAUUUCUCAAUGUCUUUUAAAGUCUGUAACUAAAGGGCUGACAGUUGUUUGGAUUUGAGGAAUCGGUGGAAUCCAUCUGGUCCAGCGUUCCUGACCUCAAACUCAUUUCCGGCAGUUAGAAUUGUUGGUUAAAGUGAAAUUCCAUCAGUUUCUCAAGAUUUCUGCUUAAUUACGUCAAUGCAAUGUCAUUCAGGGUGGUUUGAUUUUUCAAUUUUUUCGUUGCAGUAAAACUUAUUAAUGUAAAUUUCUUUACAGUGGUGUUAUUAGGAACUACAUGUAGCAACGUCUUAAUGUUUUAUUUACUGUCUAAAACAUCUAGAUUUUUAUAUGUGGUGGUAAAUCUGAAAAAAGGGCUUUUUGGAUGACUUUUUUGGCCAUACAAGGCCCUGCAUGUACCCCUCCACUAUGAAUUUGAACAUUGAACAUUGAUGAACAUUGUACAUCACAAUCCAAAACCUUCUCAAAACUAUUAAAAAGCAAUAUUUGAGGCAUCAGGCAGAGCAUUUCUUGUGAUAGCUUUCUGUGAGGAGCUUUUCGAGGCAUUAAACACAUCAACCGUCUGGUUCCUUUCACCACUGUGAUUGGUUUCCAACUCGCAUUUCACAUCAUUUAAUUAAGCAGAAAUGUUGAAACAUUGCUGGAACUUUCCUUUAAAAGGUACUAUCCGGGUACUGUUCUGGGUGUCAUUUGAACAUUGGGUCCAGUGAAUACUUGCCACUACAGGUUCUGAAUUGUCGACAGGUUCUUUUCUAUACUACUUCAGGUUUAACAUGAGUCAUUCAAUGAAGUGAGAUAUGUUGAUGUUGGAAAUUCACAAAAGGGUAACGUGAUUUGUUUUGUAAUUUAAUGUUUUCUUUCCCUCAUUGAAACCAUUCAGAAACUUAAUUCAAAGAAACGAGUCCAAGAAUUCCUCAGUUACCUCAAUGCCUCACCACAAACUCUGACAUAUCCAUAGCUGAGUAUUACCCUGCUGAGAUAGCAGUCUUUACAAAUCUCCUUUCAGGGAGGUCAAUAACAUUGAGAUUCGUGCUUUACAAGCCACCGUAGCUUUCUGUUCUGGUCUUGACAGUAUUUGAUGUAGGUGAUAAAGUGAAGAAAAAAAAACAAAAAGAAUACCUUUGUUCAUUACUGGUAAGCCAACACUCUGUACCACCAUAUGACUUCAUAUCCUGUGGGCUGCUAGGACCUUGAAGCCGAAUUAAAACCAGCAACUCUUGUGUCAUGGAAGGCGCUCAGAAAUCCACAUCCCUGUUACUCUUGCGAUCUUAUCUGUGCACCUGCAUGGUCGUAGCAGCCAUGAAGUCAUCUUAAUCGAUGAUGUAAUGCGCUGGGUUCAGUGCCUGCCUCUCUGUAUAGCUCUCUCUUUCUCUCUCUCCAGCCUACCUCAGAUAACCAAUCAGAAAAGUCCUGUUUGCGAGAUGGUACUUUCAAACAAAUUCUUGCCUGGCACCCUUCUCUGCGUACUUCUGAUUAAGUGGUAAACCAGAAGAGAGACAGGGCACUUUACAUUAAUCUGUCCUCAAAAAAAAAAAAAGAAAAAAAAAGGAUUUGCUGACUGUCCAGAGGUCAUUAAGGUUUAAGGUCUUGUGUUCGUUAAUUCGAGAAAGGCAGCUGUCAUUUGUUUCAUUUUUUUUUAUUUUGUUUGUUGUUUUGUUGUCGAAACUAAGCAAACUGACUGAAAAUGGUGUAGCGUUAGCAGUUAGCAGAGGUGCAAGGAUUAAAGAAGCUACUUUCCGCUUUGGUCAUUUUUUCCGUAUCGGCUGUACAGUGCUUGCGUUGCUCGGGCUGAGGAAGGAUUACACUGCCCCUUGGUGCCUUCUUUCACCUCUGACCUUUACCUUGCAUGUGAUGCCUGCAAGUAUCCAUAAGGAUGUGGUCAUUUCAGAAACAGUUGCCAGCUUACAAGCUCACCAAAGGUGCCUCUUGCCCAGAUUUCUCACUACCUGAUGUUUGUUUUCAUUACUUCCUCCUUUGUUGCUUAUUUUGAAAUUAUGGUAAAAGCAAUGUCAACUGAACCUUAAAAAAGAGAAAAAAAAACAUAUAUUGGUAUAUUGAAUGGUCUGAGAAUUACUGAAAUAAGUGCAUUCUUGAAUGGCUCGAGAAGUACUAAUGUAAGUACAUUCUUGAAUGAUCCAAGAAGUACUGAAAUCAGUGCAUUUUUGAAUGGUCCAAGAAGUAAUCAGUGCAUUCUUGAAUGAUCCAAGAAGUAAUCAGUGCAUUCUUGAAUGAUCCAAGAAGUAAUCAGUGCAUUCUUGAAUGACCCAUUAAGUACUGAAAUCAGUGUAUUCUUGAACGAUCCAAGAAGUACUGAAAUCAGGGCAUUCUUGAAAGGUCCAAGAAGUACUGGAAGUACUGAUGUAAGUACAUUCUUGAAUGAUCCAAGAAGUAAUCAGUGCAUUCUUGAAUGACCCAUUAAGUACUGAAAUCAGUGUGUUCUUGAAUGAUCCAAGAAGUACUGAAAUCAGGGCAUUCUUGAAUGACCCAACAAGUAUUGAAAUCAAUGCCUGAAUGAUCCAAGAAGUACUGAAAUCAGUUCUUUCUUGAAUGGCCCAUAUAAGACCUGAAAUCAGGGCAUUCUUGAAUGGCCCAAGAAGAACUGAAACGAGUGCAUUCUUGAAGGGCUGAAGAAAUACUGAAAGGAGUUCUUUCUUUAAUGACCUGAGAAAUACUGAAAUCAAUCCCUGAAUGGCCCAGGAAGUAUGAAAUCAGACCAUUCUUGGUCAUUUUGGUCUCACCCAUACAGAAUAUAAUGUAUUAAAAUUACAAUAAAUUCUAUUUAGAUUUUGGAUUAUAUUGAUAGCAGCUACCCCCUUCCACAUGGAUAGAUAACCAGUAGAUGUUGUCUGUUGUCUUUAGUCUUAAACAGGAAGAGCUACUAAAGCAGUUCUUAAAUCAAUCUAAAAAGCAAUAAUGAAACACUGGAAAAUUGCCACUAAACUUAUACUUUUGUAGCUUUCAUAUACAGUGUUUAUUGAAGAUUAUGCAAAGUUGUUCUCAUCAUUUAAAAGUUUAAAUAUGUCUAAUGAUUCUAAUUUUCAGAUUCAGAGUUUCCUUAGUGCCUAAGGUUUCCCAUGAAAGUUUUUUCACGUGUCUCUUUUCAGUAAGCGCAGAUGUUUUGGCCUUAAUGCUACUGCAGCUGCCCCCUUUGUCUUGCUGGCUUUGUAAUCACCGCCAUAUUUUUGGACACCUUUGUACAAAUUCAAGAGUGGCUUUAUCGAAAACCAUAUGAAAUUCAGUGCAGAUGUUACCGUAUUAUUAUUCAUCCUUGCAAAAUAUUGUGCUUGGCAAAAAUGUGGAAUGUUGAAACUGAACUAAUCCUACAGACUAAACCACUAUUACUUUAAUCCUACAUUUCAACUGGCAGUGCUAGAAGAGUAACUCUGUUAAACCAAAGUCUUUUUAAAGUAAUGGAAAGCGAAAUGAUUAAACGGUUGAGUCAUGUGAUGGAUAUCUAACAUGGAUCAAACGUAGAAUAGAUUGAUUGUCAUUUGCAAUCAUGGACAAUAAAUAAGUGCUCUUAACUUGGAUUACCAUAAAUUUGCCUUUCAGGACACUUGCUUUGCACUUCUUUGUUGCCUUUAAUCUCAUGCAAUGUCUCAGCCUAUAAUGCUAUUUCAUCGCAGGUUUUGUCUUAAAAUAACUCGAUCAGCACUUUGGCUUUGUAAAAAUUACAAAAAAUGAUUUAGGAGAGGAACUCGAAGCAAAACAAGCUAAGCAUUAUGUAGCUACCGGUACCAGAAAACAUCAUGGAAAUCUAUGAAAUGUCACUGAACAUUAAGGGUGAUUUUGUUUCCUUUUUUGGUCCUUUGUUUUUUUCAUUGUUUAUUUGCUUUUCUUGAUGGCAAAUGAGCUGAAACUGCCUUUUAAUAGAGCAAAUUCCCUCCAGAGACCGAAGGGAUAUGCCAGUAUAUUUUCGAUAUUUUGUGUAAAAAAAAAAAGAAAAAAAAAAAGAAAAAAACUUUAAUGAGAUAAAGUGUUGUAUUUUAUAUAGACAUUUUUAUAUAUAAUAAAAAACAUU
Messenger RNA from Pygocentrus nattereri (red-bellied piranha), 8023 nucleotides. Its product is annotated as E3 ubiquitin-protein ligase RNF43. The transcript has 9 exons. The coding region runs from base 1326 to 3845 and encodes 839 amino acids. NCBI's taxonomy places the organism in Eukaryota, Metazoa, Chordata, Actinopteri, Characiformes, Serrasalmidae. Gene Ontology annotation, biological process: ubiquitin-dependent protein catabolic process; Wnt receptor catabolic process. Gene Ontology annotation, molecular function: ubiquitin protein ligase activity; frizzled binding. The record is from RefSeq and is a predicted model, not a curated record.